This is a messenger RNA of Rotaria sp. Silwood2, 1113 nucleotides long. The record is from the annotation of a GenBank genome assembly. Lineage: Eukaryota; Metazoa; Rotifera; Eurotatoria; Philodinida; Philodinidae.
AUGAAAGCAGCUGAAAUAAAACCUUAUCUUGAAGAAAAAUAUGCAUUUCUCAGUGGAGCUAUUGAUAAGAAAGGUUAUUUGAUAAUAACAUUUCCAAGUUCAGCAUCCAUUGAAAAAUUAUCUAGUGAAGAUUUAAAAAAACUUCUUAUUUAUUUAGCAUCGAUAAAUUCAUCAAAUGGUGAUCCAAGAUUUACUUUUAUUGUUGAUAUGCGACAACGUACAUGGGAAAAUUGUAAACAUAUUUUUAAAGUUUUACAGGAGCAAUUUCCAUAUAAAAUAGAACAUGUAUAUAUUGUUAAGCCGGAUGGAUUUUGGGAUAAACAUAAAAUAUCACUUGGCAUGUCGAAAUAUACAUUUGAAGUAUGAAUAAUAAAAAGAGAUAUUGCAAUAAGGUCGAGUUGUUCAUUUCUUUUCGAACAGAAGGGAUUGUUAGGAGUAUUUUUUGCAACAUAGUUUUGUUCUAUCUCGACAUGACUGUUUUCAUUCCUAUGGUCUCCCUAGGAUUUCCGAAAUUAUAUGCACUACACGUAGCUUUUCGUGCUGAUUAAAAAUAUUCUAUCGAAAAUUGAAGACAAUCAGGUUUGAAUAUCAAAAAGCGGAUACUAUUAAUAAACUGAUCACGUACUAGUUUUUCAUCUCGCAAUCUUUUUUUUUCCCAUAUAAGAAACAUAUCUUAUUCUUAAAAUAUAAAAUAUUUGUUCUAUUCAUACGAAGUAAAAUCAACUCUAAAAAAAAUAAAUGCGAAAACCUCGGAUUUAAAUCCGAGUGUUAUGUGUACUGCGAAAAGUGAAGAGAUAUAUUCACUGUUUUCUAUCAACUGAGCCAUAUUUAGCCUAUUUGCUUUUUGCAUGCAGUUUUUCUGCAUUUUGAGACAUUAUUCAUGGGAUGUUUUGUGAGAAAGCUACUAUUUGGUUCAAAACUAAUAUCAGAUUCGGAAUCAGCGUUAAAAACUGAGUCGAUUUAUAUAUGUUGUGAAUAAUUCUGAGAAAAAAUUUUUUUUUUGAAAAAAUCCCUGUACCCCCCCUCAGGGAUGGUCUUCUCAAUAAUGACAAUUUUUUCUAUAACUCAGUCAUUUCUUGACGGAUCCUGCUCAUCUUCGAACUCGACCGAGAC